AGCACGAGUGACCACAGUUGUGAUUCUUCUGCACUCUCAGGCCAUGGCCGGAGCACUGGCGAGAAUUCCGAUGAAUCGUCGGAUUUUCACAUGGGGUGAUGGUGAAAUCGAGAGUUCUAUAGACCCUGCGAUGAAUUUGUCUGAUACGGUUUUUGGGUUUCUAGAGGAAGAACAUCAAGGAUCUUUCGAGAGCCAUAGUAGCAAAAGUAAUGGUGAAAAUGAGGACCGAGACGAAAAUGAAGAGAUAGAAAACUUGGGAAGUGUCGAGGAUAACAAGGUCUUCUGGGAGACACAACACCAACUUCUACAAGGUACAUUGUGCAGGACUAGUUCUUUAGAAUCAAGAAUUCGAAACAUCACGAAGCAAGCAAUCAAGGAAUUGGAACUGGUGGAGAAUGUCUGCGCUUGCCGGAGACCGCCGGUUGCUCAUGGUUGCCGCCACUGUCUUAUGAGAGAGGUUUGCAGCAGUCUUCAAAACGCCGGUUUAAACAGUGCCAUUUGCAAGUCUAAGUGGAGGAGCUCACCAAAAACUCCAUCCGGUGAACACACAUUUUUGGACGUUGUGGACAAUUCCAUUUCGAAGAAAGGAGAGAUAAAGGUGAUAAUCGAGUUAAAUUUUCGAGCUGAGUUUGAAAUGGCUAGAGGAAAUGAAGAAUAUAACCGACUAAUAAGCAGGCUUCCUGAAAUAUUUGUCGGAAAAGUCGAAAGAUUAGUGUCUUUAAUUAAGAUCUUGUGUUCAAGUGCCAAGAAAUGCUUGAAGGAGAACAAAAUGCAUAUGGCUCCAUGGAGGAAGCAAAGGUACAUGGAGGCUAAAUGGCUUCGGACAUGCGAAAGGACGACGUCUACGCUGGCGUUGUCAGCCACCGGAUACUCUAGCCGACCGGUUAGGCCGAGGGCAUCGAUGCUUACUGUGGAUUUGCUGGAGAACUUGUCCAAUUUGCAUCGUACCGCCGUUGAAGUUGUGUGAUUGAGGAACAAAGUUUUUGUUACAUAGUUAUAUUAAGUUGUGAGAGUAAACAUAGGAUUAUACCAUCUAUACAAAGGUUUUUGUCGACAUAAUUAAGGUUGUAAUGUUUGCGAAUUCCAUUUUCCUUUUACUAAUGAAGUUAUUUGAGUUUUUG
Molecule: messenger RNA, 1121 nt
Organism: Ilex paraguariensis (yerba mate)
Lineage: Eukaryota; Viridiplantae; Streptophyta; Magnoliopsida; Aquifoliales; Aquifoliaceae
Source: the annotation of a GenBank genome assembly